Molecule: messenger RNA, 214 nt
Organism: Symbiodinium pilosum
Lineage: Eukaryota; Dinophyceae; Suessiales; Symbiodiniaceae
Source: the annotation of a GenBank genome assembly
GUUCCAGGCCAACAUGCAGACGCUGGCGCAGCUGGCCUUGCAGUCUGGGCAAGACAUCUCCGGUGCACUGCCGGUCAUGAGGCAGUCCAACGGCGCGUGGCAGAGCACUUUGUCGGACGUGCAGACCUUGGCCGCCCACCCGAGUCUUAGUUCGCUGCAGACGGGCCUAGACUGCACGCCAGUCUUUGAUGCCUGGCAAGUGGCAACGGACCAG